UAAUCCCCUCUAUGUUACUGUGUCCUAGGCAAAAUACACUACACUAGGCUCACGAUUCAUCCAAACUGAAAUGGCGGCAGUAGUAUCAGCAUCUUCUCAUCUAUUGUUUGUUCUUCGUUCACAACCAUUAUCAUCAUCACCCUCUUUCAUUUCUCUUCUCAAACCUCUUCUUGUUUCUUCCCCCUAUGCUGUAUCUACACCCCUUCGGCAUAUCCAAGUUCCACCGCUUCGAAAACCUCUCUUCUCUACUUCCUCUUCCCCCUCCCUUACCGUUUCUCAAGAUAGUGAAGAAUUGGAAGAAAAAGAGAUUGCAGACGAUGAUGAUGAAUUGGAGACUCCAAGAAGAGAUUUUGAAGAUACCCAAUUGGGUCCCACUUGCUCACCGUUGGAGAGAAAGAGGAAAGAGAGUGUGAAGUUGGAGGUUCCGAGUUUGAGUGUGAAAGAAAGGAAGGAGCUUGCGUCUUAUGCUCACAGUUUGGGGGAUAAGCUCAAGACCCAGUUGGUGGGAAAGUCUGGUGUUACGCCCAAUCUUGCCACCUCUUUCAUUGAGACCCUCGAAGCCAACGAGCUUCUCAAGAUUAAAAUACAUAGGACCUGUCCAGGCGAGUUAGAUGAUGUGGUGAAGCAGUUGGAAGAAGCAACUGGUUCAGUGGCUGUUGGUCAGAUUGGUCGAACUCUCAUCAUAUACAGGCCCAGUCUCUCCAAAAUGAAGGCAGAAGAAAAGAAGAAACAAGCUCGGAACCUUAUUCUUAAAAAACAAGUCAAACAAAGACUAGUUAACAAGAGUAAGGAACAAGUACCCAAACUAUCGUGGCCUGGUUCAUCAUGGAGUGGAAAAAAACGUAGGGCAUAAUAAACUCUCUAAUUGUGUCGAGGUUUGUCAUGGUGCUUGGCUUGAAUUAGCUUGAGGCUUUUGCAUGCAUAAAUACCAAAGGUCAUGGUACUGGAUGUAUUAUUGGCACAAGAAAAGGAUCGAAGAACGCUUACAUACUAUGAUAGAAUGUGUUUGUGACCACAGCUGAAGAACAUAACGAUGAAUUGAGUUUGGCUAGAAUUGUUUAAAGACCAAUUCAGUAGAUUCUAUUGUAUUUGCAAUUAUUACUUAAUAUGAAAUCUUAUUGUAAUAUUGUAUGGGUAAAAAAAUAGUAAACCUAAAUAAACUACAUUUCCUUCCAAGAA
Glycine soja is the source of this 1179-nucleotide messenger RNA. RefSeq lists its product as uncharacterized. The transcript has 3 exons. The record is from RefSeq and is a predicted model, not a curated record. Gene Ontology annotation, cellular component: chloroplast. Lineage: Eukaryota; Viridiplantae; Streptophyta; Magnoliopsida; Fabales; Fabaceae. Gene Ontology annotation, molecular function: RNA binding. Bases 71 to 853 code for a protein of 260 amino acids.